GAAUGGAAACCCACAUGGAGCACCAGAGCUGCUGAAGAAGCAGAUGAUGUGGCAGCCAUACCAUGCUCAGGACAUGGAAGAGCCUACUUAGAUGGUUUGAUUCUCAAUGGACAUGACCCUGUUUGUGAAUGCAAUCCAUGCUAUGGUGGCUCUGAUUGCUCCAAGUUUUUAUCUGAUUGUGCUGCCGAUGCUGGAGGUGGGGAUCUAUAUUUUUUGGAACCAUUUUGGAUGCAACAUGCCGCAAGUAGUGCAGUUUUAGUGUCAGGGUGGCACAGAAUGGGUUACACCUAUAGUGAUGGAUCAUACAUCUCACAACUUUUGGUGAAGCACAUCCAAAAAGUUCAUGAAAUUGUUGGAAAUGCAGUCACUGAUGGAAGGUACAUCAUAUUUGGAGGUGGCUCAACCCAACUCCUUAAUGCUGCUGUUUAUGCCUUGUCUCCUAACUCUUCAGCAUCUCCAACAAAAGUGGUAGCCACAGCCCCAUAUUUCCCAAGCUACAGAACACAAACAGAGCUUUUUAAUUCAAGGGAUUAUAGAUUUGAAGGGGACACAUCUUUGUGGAAGAACAUCUCAGAUCAAACCACAAGAUUUAUUGAGUUUGUGACUUCACCAAACAAUCCAGAUGGAAAGUUGACUAAGGGAGUUCUUCAUGGCCCAAAUGUUAAAACCAUUUAUGAUCGUGCCUAUUAUUGGCCACAUUUCACUGCUAUUCCUUCACCAGCUCAUGAAGAUCUCAUGGUGUUUACAAUUUCCAAAUUGACAGGCCAUGCUGGCAGUAGAUUCGGAUGGGCAAUAAUAAAGGAUGAGGCUGUAUAUCAAAAGAUGUUAACAUAUUUGCAAUUAAACACUAUUGGAGUUUCUCGUGAGGCUCAGCUACGGGCUUUAAAGCUUUUGGACGUGGUUCUCGAAGGAGAUGGAAAAGAAAUAUUCCAAUUUGCUUAUACAGCCAUGAGAGAUCGCUGGAUAAGGCUGAAACAAAUCAUAUCUAAGUCAAAACGUUUUUCUCUACAGAAACUAUCUCCCCAAUACUGCUCCUUUUUCAAGAGGAGUAGGGAUCCUUCACCAGCAUAUGCUUGGUUGAAGUGCGAGAGAAAAGAAGACAAUAAUUGCUAUGAAAUCCUAAAAGUUGCAGGAAUCAAUGGCAAUCAAGGCAGUGUCUAUAGUGCUGAUAAUCGUCACGUGCGUCUCAGCCUCACUAGGAGCCAAGAUGAUUUUGAGAUUCUAAUAAACAAGCUAAGAAAUCUUGUUUCUAAAGAGUAG
Messenger RNA from Gastrolobium bilobum, 1260 nucleotides. RefSeq names its product tryptophan aminotransferase-related protein 4-like. The transcript is spliced from 5 exons. The record is from RefSeq and is a predicted model, not a curated record. Gene Ontology annotation, molecular function: carbon-sulfur lyase activity; transaminase activity. Bases 229 to 1260 code for a protein of 343 amino acids. NCBI's taxonomy places the organism in Eukaryota, Viridiplantae, Streptophyta, Magnoliopsida, Fabales, Fabaceae. Gene Ontology annotation, biological process: amino acid metabolic process.